AUGACAGAGAAAAGAACUUCAUUAGCAGAACAGCUGCAGAAGCUAGCCACACCACAGGCACAGAAUGUACUUGCCAGCAGGGACCACACUCAAGCCUCAUUUUUGUAUGAUAGCAAAGAGGCAGCUACAUAUGAGAGGCAACAUUUCUAUAACAUUGGUAUCAAUGGCUUACAGCAACUUAUUGCAAGGGAUGAAAGGUUUAAAGAAUUUGAACAUAAUCUGUUCAGCCCGUCGUCACAGACACUGCAGAGGUUUGUGCAGACAACGGAAGUCAACAAGAUGCUGGAUGAGGCCAUCUCCAAGUUCCUCCUGCGACUGUCUCCCUACAUGCAGCUGAGGGAAGCCCACAAAGCCAUGGAGUGGAUGGUACACAGGUACAACGUUCACCUCCGCAACAUUGAUGACCUGAUGAUGUGUCUGCUGCCCUACCAUGACCAGGAACCGUUCAUCAUGGCCCUGCGUCUGAUCAGACUGGAUGGCAAUAACUGUGCCAAGUGGAGGUGGCUAGAGCCUGUCAAGAAAGGCAAUGUGUUUCUGCCGAGGCAAACAUUGAUCACUCAUUGUCGAGCUACAAAGGGUUUUCUCGGUUUUAUGUGUGAUAUGCUUAACAAGCAUAUUGAGGCAAACACUGAUGAAUCUGGAACACCGUCUGCUCGUCACCUGCAGCAGAUCAUUUCAUUUUACACGCAAACUGUCCUCGGAGUCCUGAUCACUGGGCCACCAUCUGAGGCCAUCUUGUCUACACUGAUUCCAGUUGUGACUUCCGGUCUGACCUCUCGUGACCUGCCAGAUUACAUGGUAUCCUCGUACAUGAUCCUUAGUCAGCUAUUCAUGCAGACCAGCUUGAACCCGUCAUUGCUGCAUUCAUUUCUUAAUGUUAUUGCUAAGAAUGCUCAGCCUGGUCUACUCAGUAGUGCAGUCACUGUCAUCAUCAUCAUGUUCCAGAAACAAGACAUUUGUAAAGUGUCCAAAAAGGCAUUCAAAUACUUGAGCAGACACACAUCUCUGACCCCACUGCUGGCGGGGCUCAGCCGAGAGGCCAAUACAGAACCAUUUGUGACUCCAUUUAUGGCCAUGCUUGCAGAGAGGGCAUUGAAAGACUCUGUGAGCAGUGGGGCCACCAGUGAAAGCAACGCUGAGGAAAAUGAUGACUCAGCCCCUCCAUCACUGAUAUCUCUUCUUUUGGACAUGCUGAGUUCAGUUCCGUUGGAACAGCAGUCAGUUGCUGUGGUUGCCAGAGCUGUCUUAAACUGGUACAAGAACAAAGAAAGCAAUGACAUGGAGGUGGAUAAUGAGGUCACCGAGGCAGAUGGGGCUUUCAGAGUCUUCCGACUUCUGGAAAACAAAUACUCUGAGAUUUUGGACACGGUUGUUGAGGAGGUGACUUCUGCAGAUGGAAGCGGGGAAAUGAGCGGUAUUGUGAGAAACUUGUUUCAACUGUCUGUCGCUGCUGCCCAGAAAGAUUUGACCUCAGAACCAACAUCCUGUAUGGCUGUCUGCUUGUACCAUCGCCAGGGAGUUGUGAGAAAAACGGCGGUAGAACGAUUGCUCCAGGAUAUGACAUUGAUGGAUGACCUAGACAGUGUGCAGUCGGCUCUUGCUGCUAGGCUACAGGAUGAAGAUCCUAGCGUUGUCAGCGCUGUCUUGGGCAAUCCACAGAGUCUAUGGGAACUGUUUGUAGACAAGUCACUUCUGUACCAGACAUUGCUGAAAAAACUGGCAGCACUUGGUGGCAAGUUGGGGAGAAACGAGACAAGGAACCAGAUUCUACAUGCGCUGUGUUGUGUUCCGGAGAAUGUUGCAGCAGACUCGGAGGUCGCAGUUAUUGUCCUGUCUUUUCUGGUCAUUCUUGAUGUGACUGAACUGGACCUUGCUGUGGAUUUGUUGAAGUCACCGGUCACUUCCUGGAACAAGCUGCUGGCCCACGUCAGUGCAGAAUGGCUGAUAGCAGUGGCUCAGCCACCAACAGACCAGGGAGAUGAGAAACUUCUGGCUGACAUGUGUGCCAGACUGGUCGAAUCUGUGGCUUCUUUCCUGAUGACAAACCCUGCAAUCAUGUGCAAUACUAUCUCGUCAAUGUACAAUAGUUUGAGCAGCACGCCAAGAUCUAGCUCGGCCGCACUAGUGAUCAUACUGGUUACAGACUCUUUGAUCCGGCAGUCCUCGGCAGAAGACAUGAGGCUGAAGCUACAGAAACAGCUGGUCUACAUGAUCUCACAUCUGUCGCUGAACAAGCACAUUGUUCACUCUAAGAGACAUGGGGCUGCCAAGUCGGAAGCGUCUGUCCAGGAACCUCACAGCAGGGAAGCCAAAAUAGUGAACUAUUUGUCCCAGCUGGCCAAAGCAAGAACACUUUCCAGUGACAUACUUGUUGAUGUUCUCGGUCAGUUAAAUCUGGCCUCUGUUCCUGGCAAACUCAAAGAUGUCGAGUUUUGGGACCUGGCAGAUACAGAUUCCCCAGAAGAUAACUGGUUAAGAAUUAUGACCACAGCGAUCAACUUCCUGUUGGACCUGUCUGCCAGGAAGAGCGCAGCUUUCUCUGCGAUGGGCAAGGGUGUUUUUGACACAUUUUUCAAGGUCCUGGAUGAUGUUCGAUCUGUGGCCCGGUUCUUGUGCAUGUUGUGGAUGGCCAGCAAUGAGCAAGGUGUUAGUUUGGUCCAGAAAGCUCACAUUCUGCAGUUCUCCCAGGUGUACUUUAACUCUCUCUCGGACUCUGAAGUGGCAACACUCGUGAAUAAUCCCAGUCCAGUUCUGCCAUGUUUGCUGAUCCUGCUGUCUAGUCCACAUGAACGAGUCCGAGAAGUGGCGUUCACAAUUUUGGCUUCUCUGGCUAGAGACAGCCUCUCACCUGGCGAAAACUUUAAGUGGUUUGCUAAUAGCCUGCUCCAGUAUCGCCAGGAAGUCACUAAAGACCACGAGUUUCUAGCUCAGGUAUUGAAGACUAUACUGGAAGAUGAAGCUAACUUAUUGUCGUCCCCUGCGAAGAAGAGGAGACGAACCAGCAGCAAGCCUCCACCUCAUUCACUAGCCAUGACCUACUUGCUGGACAUUAUCACAUCCCCACUGACCACAACAAGCAUCAGGUCAAGACUGCUGGCAGUUCUGCAUAAACUGGACACUGCAGAAAGCUUCCUUCCUUUAAUGCCACUUCUGAGACAGUUGCUGGCUAAAGCUGUAAUGCAGACAUCACCCACAAAGAAUUCCCAAGCUCCGAUGGCCAGGCCAGAAACUCUGUCAGUGGGAGAAAGAGAAGUUGUUGUCUGGUUACUGAAGAGGUUCACCGCCUCAGUGGCUGGUUGUGUUGAGGGCAACAGUGAUGCUCUUCAUGCUUUGCUGGAGGCCAUAUCUUGUCCAUGUGCAGGCAGGACCAAUGAGGAGACAGUCCAGAUGUUGGCUGUGGCUAGGCUGAAAAAGAAGUUCAUGGCUGCUCUUCCAUAUUCUUCGAGACAAGCCGUGUUGACCAAGCUGUUGGACGUCCUCUCAACAAGCCAUAAUGUAGAAGUGGGAAGAUCCUGCCGAAAGACAAUAAAACAUAUGGCCAUGGAGUCAAGCCUGAUUGUUGAUGAGCUCAAGUCUGUGCUGACAACAUCAUCAGUGACGACAGUUCGAGAGGCCAAACGUCAGAAGUCCAGUCAGAAUUCUGAGUUGGACUCUCUGGCAUGGAAGAGGAUUGUCAUUCUGCUGGAGAUGAUACAGAGCAAGAAGAAGGUCACCAACGCUGUCCUCAUUGUGCCAGUUGCUUUCCAAGUUCUCGGCAGAGUGCUGGAGAUUGAGCAAAAGGGAUCAGGAGAGUACAUCAAACAGCUUCUGCUGGGCACAGUACACUUCAUCUGUUCAAAGCAUCCGGAUGUUAGUGGUGACAGCGCUGCAGAUGCUGUCAAAGGAGAGCAUCUGAACAUGGAUUUGAUUGUUCAGUGUAUUAGAAGUUCUGACAACCCUCACACCCACCAGCAGGCCCUGAUGUUACUGAGUACUGCAGCCAAGAUAUCACCCGAUCUGCUGCUGCACAACAUGAUGACUGUUUUCACAUUCAUGGGAGCCAACAUUCUGCGCCAGGAUGAUGCCUACAGCUUCCACGUCAUUGGUCGGAUUCUGGAGAAUGUCAUACCUGCCCUAGUUAUGGCUUGCGAGGAGAAGAGCCGAGACAAGAUGACCACUAGAACCAACUCAUCCAAGCCACUCGCUGCAGCCAAGAAUGUCCAGUCAGAGGACAUGAUGUCUGCCGUGCUGCGGGUCUUUGUGGAUGCCAUCCCCCACAUCCCAGCGCACAGAAAGAUCAUGCUGUUUGACAAACUGAUGACCGUGGUCGGAGCUGAGAAGUACCUAUGGAGGCUGAUCCUUCUGUUCAUUGAAAGUGUCACUGUCAGGUCGUCCAAGCAGUCAGUGGAGGAGAAAGUCGACACGGUCCCUGAUGAAGACAAGCCUUCUGGUCCCGUGACGACAUCAGAUCUGGAAUUUCUCACCAGCUUGUGUGAGAAGUUCUCAGGACCUCAGUUGCUGCAGUGCUUCUAUCAGGCCGUUACCUAUGUCAUUCAACUUCCAGAGGAGAAGCAGGGAGCAGUGCAGGCUGGCAAGGAAGCUCCCAAUUUUGAAGAUUUGAACCCGGACGUAGAAAUCUUCAGUGUCAACUACCACACAGCCAAACAGCUGAGACACUUCAAGUUUGCCCUGGUGUACAUCUUGAACCAUCUUGUGUCUAGCCAACAUUUAGUGUCACAGCUGGCUGAAAUGGAGCCGUCCUCUUUCCUGGCCACUUACCAGUCCGUCAUGGAAGCCGUUCUGCAGUUCAUUGGUCAGGUGACACACUCACAUGAUUCUCACAAAGACGAACAUACCAGCAGGUUCUGGAGACUUCUGCUUCACAAGUCGCAUGACCUGCUGGAUCAUCUGGUGAACCUACUGCCAGACUCCAUGUUUCUGGACGUGGUCCUGGGGUUGAUGAGUCACUCACUGCCUCUGGUACAAAGAAGAGCCAUGGAGCUACUCAACACCAAGCUGCAGCACUACAAGGAGGGCUUGUCUCCCAGUCAGGUUGAAAAGCUGUUGUCCAUCACAACAAAACUGCAGUCCAUUGUCCACAAGACUCUGCUGAAGGGGACCAAAACAAACUCCAAAGAUGAAGAGGUUGUCAAUGGGCAGACAGCCCUGUACAGUCUCAAGGUUUUGUGUAGGAUUCUGGGAGAAAAGAACCACAAACAUUUUAUUGAGGUUCUGAAAGUCUGUGUGAAAGUUCUCACCCGUCACCAUGACAAUGGAGUGGUGUCUGCGACAGCAAUGCUGUGUAUUGCUGAAGUUGUCAGCUGCGUUAAACUUCACUGCAUUCAGCUGUUGGGGGAUUUCAUGCCUCAGGUCAUCUCACAGCUUCAGUCGGAGGACAUCACACGCCAUGAGGUCCUGCUGCUGGCUGCCGUGUCAUCUCUUCAGAAGAUCAUUGAGUCUGUGCCGCUGUUUUUGAGCCCUUACCUGCUAGAGAUCAUUGUCCAGAUCUGCAUCAUCAACUCCCUGAUUGGCUCACAAGCAGACUCUCAGAAGCCAGUUGUUGGCCAGAAAGUCAAGCUGAUUUGCUCCACUAUUGCCACAGUGACACCAACUCGAACAUUUUUACCAGUGCUGGAGAAAAGUUUCAUGGCUCUACAAGACAAGAUGGCUUCUUGUGCACAGUGUGCCAUGUCCAUGCUGAAAGAUCACAUCGUGAAAAUGUCCAAAGACGACCUGACAACAUUCUCACAGGACCUACUCAAGUUUUUCUUCACUUGUUUCGAUAUCCGAGCUACACAUCAAGAGAUCAGGGAGGCAGACUUGGAUGUCAUAGAAGCAACAGUCAUCGAUGCAUUUGUCACUCUGGUCUUCAAAUUGUCUGAGGCACAGUUUAAACCCAUGCUACUACAGAUUUACGGUUGGGCUACAGGUGAGGACACCAACCACGACAGGGUGCUGGUUUUCUACAGGCUGUGUGACAGUUUGGCUGAGAAGCUGAAAAAUCUGUUCACUCUGUUUGCUGGCCACUUUCUCAAACACAGUGCUGAAAUGUUGGACAUUAACAACAAGAGUAAAAACAAAUGCAAAUUUUUUGGAAAGGGGAAGAAUGCUCGCCGCAAGAGUUGUCGUCUGCUGUGUUACAUUGUUGACUGUCUGCAGAAAACAUUCUCCUUUGACACGGAAGGUUUUGUCACCAAAGAGAGAUUUGAUGUUGUCAUGCAAUCAUUGGUCGAUCAGCUGGAGAAUACCCUGGGCAAAGACCAAGUGAAUGACGACAGAAUCACCAACCACGUGGUGCCAUGCCUGGCCAGCCUGGCUAUGGCGGCCCAUGAUGAUUCACUGUGGAAAGAUAUGAACUACCAGAUCUUGCUGAAGACCAGACAUGAAAGUCCAAAGGUACGAAUCUGGGCCCUAUGUGCCGUAGAUGCCUUCCAUAAACAGCUGGGCGAGGACUACACUCAGUUAGUCCCCGAGACAAUCCCAUUCAUGGCCGAGCUCAUGGAAGAUGAGGUUGAUGACGUGGAGAAAUACACCCAUAAAGUUUUGGCUGCAAUGGAAGUCUCUGUCGGCGAGAAUCUGCAAGAAUAUUUUUAA
This is a messenger RNA of Candidula unifasciata, 6573 nucleotides long. The record is from the annotation of a GenBank genome assembly. NCBI's taxonomy places the organism in Eukaryota, Metazoa, Mollusca, Gastropoda, Stylommatophora, Geomitridae.